GGGCUGUGCACACGUUAAACCGGCUUUCUUAUUGCAGGGGUACGCUGAGGCAGGAAUCUGAUUUGGGUUGUAAACAUGACGGCUUAUGAUUGCUGGCACCGAAUUCAGUAAACCUGCCUUAUUUAUGUUUUUUUAAUUCUUAUUCUUAUUAUUUACGGCACGCUGUUGCUGAAAAUUGGCUAUUAAUAAAUGCAAUACGCGCAGAAACACGCCUCUGUGUCGGAGCCCGUUUCUUGUAAACAGCAGAGGGGCUGGUGGUAUUUUAGGGGCUUUUAAAGGAGACGCCCCCUUGACUGUACGCCGUGCAAUUCGGAGUCGCAGGGGCCUGAUGAUGAUCACAACAUCGCUGUGUCGUUUGGUUGAGCAAGCAAGCAAGCAAGCAAGCAAGCUGACGCUUUAGUUCUUUCUAGAAACCAACUUAGUUUUUUCAGUUUAAUCAAAACCCAGUCUGUUCCUUGAGCUCCGAGGAUUGAUGUUGAUUGUGACAAAACAUGGAGGUCACAGCUAGCAGUCGCCAUUAUGUUGACAGACUCUUUGACCCAGACCCACAGAAAGUGCUGCUGGGAGUCAUUGACAUGAAGAAUGCAGUCAUUGGAAACAACAAGCAGAAGGCUAACCUGAUCGUGCUGGGAGCUGUACCCAGGCUGCUGUACCUCCUCCAGCAGGACUCCUCCGGCGCAGAGCUGCGGACCGAGUGUGCCGUGGUGCUGGGGAGCCUGGCCAUGGGCACCGAGAACAACGUCAAGUCCCUGGUGGACUGCCACAUCAUCCCUGCCCUGCUGCAAGGUCUUCUCUCUCAGGAUCUCAAGUUCAUUGAAGCUUGUCUGCGCUGCUUGCGGACGGUCUUCAUCAGCACUGUCACUCCUGUGCAGCUUCUCUACACGGACGCAGCAGUGAUCCCUCACCUCAUGUCUUUGUUAAGCCGGUCGAGACGCACGCAGGAGUACAUCUGUCAGAUCUUCUCUCACUGCUGCAAGACUCCAGACCAUCAGACAAUACUCUACAACCACGGGGCUAUCCAGAACAUUGCACACCUCCUGAUCUCCUCUUCAUACAAGUUUCUCCUCUUGCAGGUACAAAUGCAGGCACUGAAAUGCUUCUCGGUCUUGGCCUACGAAAACCCUCAGGUCUCCAUGACACUGGUGAAUGUGCUGGUGGAUGGAGAGCUGCUAUCUCAGGUGUUCGUCAGGAUGAUGCAGAGGGACAAGCCAAUUGAAAUGCAGCUCACAGCAGCCAAAUGCCUAACGUACAUGUGCAGAGCUGGAGCCAUCCGGACUGAUGAUAACUGCAUUGUGUUAAAGACUCUGCCCUGUCUGGUGCGCAUGUGCAGUAAAGAGCGCUUGCUGGAGGAGAGGGUGGAUGGCGCAGAGACGCUGGCCUAUCUGAUUGAGCCGGACGUGGAGCUGCAAAGAAUCGCCAGCAUCACUGACCACCUGAUCGCCAUGCUCGCCGACUACUUUAAAUACCCCAGCUCUGUCAGUGCCAUCACAGACAUCAAGCGGCUGGACCAUGACCUGAAACAUGCCCAUGAGCUGCGACAGGCGGCCUUCAAGCUGUACGCGUCUCUGGGGGCAAACGACGAGGACAUCCGGAAGAAGAUAAUUGAAACUGAGAAUAUGAUGGACCGAAUUGUCAGUGGAUUGUCAGAGUCUAGUAUCAAGGUGCGGUUAGCGGCUGUGAGGUGUCUGCACAGCCUGUCUCGCUCCGUUCAGCAGCUCCGGACUAGCUUCCAGGACCAUGCUGUGUGGAAACCGCUGAUGAAGCUGUUACAGAACGCUCCGGAAGAGGUCCUGGUCAUGGCCUCCUCCACACUGUGCAACCUGCUGCUUGAGUUCUCACCCAGUAAGGAGCCGAUCCUGGAGUCCGGAGCGAUCGAUCUUCUGUGCAGCCUGACUCAGAGUGAGAGCCCAGCGCUGCGGGUCAAUGGGAUCUGGGCACUCAUGAACAUGGCGUUCCAGGCAGAGCAGAAGAUCAAGAUGGAUAUCCUGCGAGCGCUGAGCACGGAGCAGCUCUUCAGACUGCUCUCUGACCCCGACGUCAACGUGCUCAUGAAGACCCUGGGACUGCUGAGGAACCUGCUCUCCACACGGCCGCACAUCGAUCAGAUCAUGAGCUCUCACGGGAAGCAGAUCAUGCAGGCGGUCACUCUCAUCCUGGAGGGAGAGCACAACAUCGAGGUCAAGGAGCAGACGCUCUGUAUCUUGGCUAACAUUGCUGACGGAACAACUGCCAAAGAUCUGAUCAUGAUCAAUGAUGACAUCCUACAGAAGAUUAAAUAUUACAUGGGGCACUCCAAUGUGAAGCUGCAGCUCGCUGCCACCUUCUGCAUCUCCAACCUGAUCUGGAACGAGGAGGAGGGCUCUCAGGAGCGACAGGACAGGCUCAGAGAGAUGGGUUUUGUAGAUAUUCUACACAAACUGACGCAGUCCACUGACCCUAGCCUCUGUGAUCGAGCCAAGACCGCGAUGCAGCAAUACCUGGCGUGAUGGCAGCCCCCCUCCACCGCCCAGUCAGGGGCGAGGUCACUGAUCCGCCGCUCGGAGGUCGCUGGGAGGUCACCUAGCAGCAGCAGCAGCAUCUCCUGCACCUCUGCCAGCCUGAGCAGCUCAUCGGAAACACGUUCAUUUGAAUUUUGGGUUUUUUGUUUUUGUUUCGUUUUUCGAAGGGAAGUCUUUCAGGAUUUAUUAAAAAUGAAAUUAAUUUAAAAGGAGAAGAAAACAAGAGAGGAACACUCGCAGAAGAAUCUUGUUUUGUUAAUAUGGGCUGUCCUCUGUACUUUUCCUUUUAAGGGCGAGGUAGAACAAAAAAAAAAAAAGACAACUAAAUUCUGCUUUUGUUUGUUUUGUUUGUUUUAUAUUUUUUAUUUGGUGGACAGUUACCUCAGAUUUAAUUUGAUUUUGUUGUGUGAAGAUCUUCUGUCCUUCGACGCCCGAGUUGUUUCCAGUGCGAGAGCGAGAGAGGUAGGACAAGCCCUGCCCGCACUCACACUCGGACGUCUCUAAACGAAUCUGUUGAACCGGAGUGUCAAAGAUAUUUAUGGACUGACUGAUAAGUGGGAGUGGCCCCCUUUCUGGCUUUUUGAAGCUCAGUGGAAUGACUGUUUUCAAUGAAAUAUAUGCAGACAUGAAUUACUGUACUGAGGCGACACAGAGUGAUUUCUUGGGGUUGUGGUUGGGAGUGUGUUUGCUGGUACAAGCAGGAGGAGAGGGCAGGGUGUAGUUUAUUUUUUAGGCAGGUGUCUCUGGGUUUCUUUAUGCUUUCACAGGACACUUAAAGAUCUCUUAAAUCAUCUUUGAAAUAUACCACUAUGUCUGUAAUCUGAGGGCUCAGUCGGUGAUAGGAAACAAAAGCUCUACUAAUGAGUCUCCGGUUGACUCUGAACUGGGGAGGGGAUGCUUGGAGAGGGUCACAGGCUGCUCUGAACUGGGGAGGGGAUGCUUGGAGAGGGUCACAGGCUGCUCUGAACUGGGGAGGGGAUGCUUGGAGAGGGUCACAGGCUGCUCUGAACUGGGGAGGUGAUGCUUGGAGAGGGUCACAGGCUGCUCUGAACUGGGGAGGGGAUGCUUGGAGAGGGUCACAGGCUGCUCUGAACUCUGGGGAGGGGAUGUUUGGAGAGGGUCACAGGCUGCUCUGAACUGGGGAGGGGAUAUCUGGA
Polyodon spathula (Mississippi paddlefish) is the source of this 3655-nucleotide messenger RNA. Its product is annotated as armadillo repeat-containing protein 8. Gene Ontology annotation, biological process: proteasome-mediated ubiquitin-dependent protein catabolic process. The transcript is spliced from 22 exons. Gene Ontology annotation, molecular function: protein binding. The record is from RefSeq and is a predicted model, not a curated record. The coding region runs from base 492 to 2486 and encodes 664 amino acids. NCBI's taxonomy places the organism in Eukaryota, Metazoa, Chordata, Actinopteri, Acipenseriformes, Polyodontidae. Gene Ontology annotation, cellular component: GID complex.